AUGUGGCGCUUCUACAAAAUCGAGAAGCUCCUUGGCCGCAUGGACGAGCGUUGCAUCGACAGCACAGAGCGCAGCGAAGUGCAUCGCUGGGUGGCACGAUGCCACAUUGCAUAUCUCAUCUACCAGUUUAUCUUCAUCUCCUACACCAUAUCUACAUUUCUUACGGCAACCUACUCGGGUGUGGUGCCAUGGAAUAUCUACAAUCCAUUCAUUGAUUGGCGCGAGAGCACACGGAACCUUUGGAUUGAUUCGAUGCUGGAAUUAAUGUUCAUAAUUGGCAUAGUUAUCCAAACCUAUAUGACAGAUGUGUUCCCCCUUCUGUACGGUCUGAUGUUACGGGCCCACAUUAAGCUCCUCAGGCAGAGAGUCGAGAAACUUUGCUUGGAUCCCAGUCAGACUGAUGAUGAAAACAAUGAGGAGCUCGAGAAUUGCAUCGAGGACCACAAACUUAUUCUAGAAUACGCCUCUGUCAUACGUCCUGUAAUCGAACCUACCAUCUUAGUGCAAUUCAUGCUGGUCGGCUUAGUCCUGGGGAUAUCCCUGAUCAAUCUUUACUUUUUUGCUGACACCUGGGCAAAACUGGCUAUAGCCGCGUACAUAGUCGUUCAGAUUUUUCAGACAUUUCCCUUCUGCUACACCUGCGACCUCAUCAGGGAGGACUGUGAGUCCUUGGCCAUGGCCAUAUUUCACUCCAACUGGAAGGGCUCGAGUCGCAGAUAUAGAUCCUCGUUGAUUUACUUCCUGCAGAAUGCCCAGAGGACGAUCUCCUUCAACGCCGGAUCUGUAUUUCCCAUAUGCUUGAACACCAACAUCAGGGUUGCCAAACUAGCCUUUUCUGUGGUUACAUUUGUGAAGCAAUUGGGAUUAGGAUCCGAGAUAAACAAGUAA
This is a messenger RNA of Drosophila miranda, 888 nucleotides long. It is a transcript of the gene Or98a, whose product is annotated as odorant receptor 98a. Gene Ontology annotation, cellular component: plasma membrane. The record is from RefSeq and is a predicted model, not a curated record. Gene Ontology annotation, biological process: detection of chemical stimulus involved in sensory perception of smell; sensory perception of smell. Gene Ontology annotation, molecular function: odorant binding; olfactory receptor activity. NCBI's taxonomy places the organism in Eukaryota, Metazoa, Arthropoda, Insecta, Diptera, Drosophilidae. Bases 1 to 888 code for a protein of 295 amino acids. The transcript has 3 exons.